Molecule: messenger RNA, 417 nt
Organism: Arctia plantaginis
Lineage: Eukaryota; Metazoa; Arthropoda; Insecta; Lepidoptera; Erebidae
Source: the annotation of a GenBank genome assembly
AUGUACACGGUGAGGCUGACUGUUCUAAGCUUAUUUGUUACUACAGUCUAUGGAGGAAAAGAUAAACCAGUUUUCAGUGAGGAAAUCAAAGAAAUAAUACAAACUGUUCACGACGAGUGUGUCGGCAAAACAGGGGUUUCUGAGGAGGAUAUAACGAAUUGCGAAAACGGCAUAUUUAAGGAGGACCCGAAAUUGAAGUGCUAUAUGUUUUGUCUGAUGGAGGAAGCGAGUCUUGUGGACGAUGAUGACACGGUGGAUUACGAUAUGUUGGUCAGUCUGAUACCUGAAGAAUACUUUGAAAGAACAUCAAAAAUGAUAUUUGCUUGUAAACAUCUCGAUACACCGGAUAAAGAUAAAUGCCAGGGAGCUUUCGAUGUUCAUAAAUGUUCAUAUGAAAAGGAUCCAGAUGUAAGCUAA